GCCGGAGUGACUCCAAGAGGGGAGGGAAAAAAGAGAGAGAGGGCGAGAGAGAGAGAGAGAGUUCAGUCACCACGUCGGACGGGAGGACGCGCAAAGUAUUUCUCGAAUGGGCUCGGCUUUCCCUGUGCCUGUUUAAAACAUUAACAUUCGUGCAGCGGAGGAGGCUGCGUGUGCCGGGCCCUCCCUCCCUCCCUCCCUCCCUCCUUCCCUCCCUGCUUCCCUCCCUCCCUCCCUCUCCCACCCCCACCCCAGGCCCCAGACGUCAUGGGAGGGAGGUAUAAAAUUUCAGCAGAGAGAAAUAGAGAAAGCAGUGUGUGUGUAUGUGUGUGUGUGCAUGUGUGCGAGAGAGAGAGAGAGAGAGAGAGAGAGAGAGAGAGAGAGAGAGAGAGAGAGAGAGAGAGAGAGAGAGAGAGAGAGAGAGAGAAGAGAGAGGCUCAGCGCCAAGUUCAAGGGAAUUGAGCCUGAGAGGGGAGAGGAGGAGACGGGGCCAGAAGAAGAUGGGGACGCAGGAAUAAGGCGCUUUCCGGCGUGGACUGCAGUGAACUGCCUUCUGUUUUCUUUUCCUCCUGAUUUUUUUUUAAUUUAUUUUUUUAAAGAGAAGCCAGGGACAGAAGCUAUGGCCGAGGGAGAAGACCAGCUGGGAUGCUGGUGACGGCGGUGGCGGCUCAGUGGAUUGGGGGGGGCUGUACUCCGGAGGCCUGCCCAACUUCCCCAGCCACUGCACACAACCCCGCAUCCCAGCCAAUGAAGACGGGAGGCCGCGUGAACAGAGUCCUUUAGAAAGCCCCCGGGGAAGUGUAAACAAAAGGAAAAGCAUGAAUGGAGAGACAAGUGUGUUCCGCACUGCCCCCACCUUUAGCUGGGCCAGCGGCCGCCUGUCCCUCCCUCUCCACACCUACUCACUGGUGAUCUGACUGUUUGGUUGUUUUGUUGUUGUUGUUUUGUUUUUGUUUUUAAACCAUUCCCCCUCCCCUAUGCUCCCCCCCAUUCCCUCUUCUUAUUCUCCAUCAGCGCUAGGCAAACCGUUUGAUUUGGGGAGCCCCCAGCCAUUGGUCCUUCUGCGCCUUCUUUAAAAGACCCACUUUCUCCCCAUCGCCAGGCUGGUGUUUGGCAAUAUCAGAUAUCCGCUCUAUUUAUUUUUACCUAAGGAAAAACUCCAGCUCCCUUCCCACUCCCAGCUGCCUUGCCACCCCUCCCAGCCCUCUGCUUGCCCUCCACCUGGCCUGCCGGGACUCAGAGCCCAGCAAAACCUGUUUAGACACAUGGACAAGAAUCCCAGCGCGCCUCGGCACACAGUCCGUUUCUUCGUCCUCAGGGUAACCAGCGCUUCCUGGAAGUCUUGAAGUUCUCGCAGUGCAGUGAGUUCAUGCACCCUUUUGCCAAGCCUCAGUCUUUGGGAUCUGGGGAGGCCGCCUGGUUUUCCUCCCUCUUUCUGCACGUCUGCUGGGGUCUCCUCUUCGCCAGGCCCGGCUGUCCCCCCCUGGCCCCUCUCCCCGGCUCGCCCAUGAAGAUGUACUUGCAAAGGGCUCUGGUGGUCCUGGCCCUGCUGGACUUCGCCACGGUCAGCCUCUCCCUGUCCACUUGCACCACUUUGGACUUCGGCCACAUCAAGAAAAAGAGGGUGGAAGCCAUUAGGGGACAGAUCUUGAGCAAGCUCAGGCUCACCAGCCCCCCUGAGCCAUCGGUGAUGACCCACGUCCCCUAUCAGGUCCUGGCACUUUACAAUAGCACCCGGGAAUUGCUGGAAGAGAUGCAGGGGGAGAGGGAAGAAGGCUGCACUCAGGAAAACACCGAGUCGGAAUACUAUGCCAAAGAGAUCCAUAAAUUCGACAUGAUCCAGGGGUUGGCGGAGCACAAUGAGCUGGCCGUCUGUCCCAAAGGAAUUACCUCCAAGGUUUUUCGCUUCAAUGUGUCCUCAGUGGAGAAAAAUGGAACCAAUCUGUUUCGAGCCGAGUUCCGGGUCUUGCGGGUGCCUAACCCCAGCUCUAAGCGCACGGAACAGAGGAUUGAGCUCUUCCAGAUCCUUCGGCCAGAUGAGCACAUCGCCAAGCAGCGCUACAUUGGUGGCAAGAAUCUGCCCACUCGGGGCACUGCUGAGUGGCUGUCUUUUGAUGUCACUGACACAGUGCGUGAGUGGCUGUUACGGAGAGAGUCCAACUUAGGUUUGGAAAUCAGCAUUCAUUGUCCAUGUCACACCUUUCAACCCAAUGGAGACAUCCUGGAAAACGUUCAUGAGGUGAUGGAAAUCAAAUUCAAAGGGGUGGACAACGAGGAUGACCAUGGCCGUGGAGACUUGGGACGCCUCAAGAAGCAGAAGGACCAUCACAACCCGCAUCUGAUCCUUAUGAUGAUUCCCCCACACCGGCUCGACAACCCAGGCCAGGGGGGUCAGAGGAAAAAGCGGGCCCUGGACACCAACUACUGCUUCCGCAACUUGGAGGAGAAUUGCUGUGUGCGCCCUCUCUACAUUGACUUCCGACAGGAUCUGGGCUGGAAGUGGGUCCACGAACCUAAGGGCUACUACGCCAACUUCUGCUCAGGCCCCUGCCCGUACCUCCGCAGCACAGACACAACCCACAGCACGGUGCUGGGGCUGUACAACACCCUGAACCCUGAAGCAUCUGCCUCACCCUGUUGCGUGCCCCAGGACUUGGAGCCCCUGACCAUUCUGUACUACGUAGGGAGGACCCCCAAGGUGGAGCAGCUCUCCAACAUGGUGGUGAAGUCCUGUAAGUGCAGUUGAGGCCCAGUCUGCGACAGAGAAGGGAGAUCUGCCAAUGCUGACUGCCCCGCUCCUUGGGAAACCAAAGCGACAGACCUCACCUAGAGGCCUGGAGCCCACAACCCUUGGCUCCUGGUGAACGGCUGAAAUGAAGGCUUCCUUCUGGAACAUUCUCUUCUUGCUGGCUCUGAGAAUCACUGUGGUAAAGAAAGUGUGGAUUGGUUAGGGAAGUGAACUCGUUGAGGACACAGUACUUCUGUGGUGCAGUCAGAGGCGAUGGGGUAGGGGAAGUGGGAUGGUAAGUGAACACGUCAUGUGCCAAUGGGAUUUGGGCCACCCUGGUGGGGCAGAAGGUGGCCAGACUGGAAGACAUGUUGGAUCUGUAGUUUGGCUUACUGGUGUGCCGUAUCUACUUUGGGGAAUCCAAUGAUGGUAUAGAAGGCAAGAUUUAAAAAAAAUUUUUUUUAAAACAGGUUACCAAGACAAAGUCCCAGAAUUGUAUCUUGCAUUACCUGGGAUUAAAGACAACUUUUUUUUUUUUAAUUUUUGCAAACUGUCUUCUCUCCAUCAGUCAGCAUCAUGGCUAUUACAGGUACUGCAGUGAGUUCCUGGGCCAAGCAACUCUAUUGGGCCCAUGGAGAUGCUCAACUCAGAAGCAAGGAUGGCAAUUAGCUUUCCUGUCUGCCCUCUGGGCCCCUCCUCCCACCUCCUUGGAUCAUAUUUCCCCUUGGAUGUUUGGCUAAGUACCUUCCAGGGCAGGGUGAACCUAUCUGGAUUCUGGGUCCAUGCAGCCUGGGCAUCAGGGAUUCCUCUUCUCUUGCCCCCAUGACCCUACGUGCCUUUGAUGUUUCUGGAAGCAGGUGCUACAUGUCAGGCACUUGGGGAGGCUGCACAUGUGCCACACAGUGACUUGGCCCCAGAUGCGUAGACUGAGGUAUAACAACCAUACAAAUUAUUACUCUCAAAACCUUUGUAUAAAUAAAUAUUUGGGGGGAAUUGUGGAUGAUUUCAUCUUCUGGGAGAUUGUUUCUAAAACAUAAAAACCUUUUCUAAGGUGAA
Perognathus longimembris pacificus (Pacific pocket mouse) is the source of this 3781-nucleotide messenger RNA. It is a transcript of the gene Tgfb3, whose product is annotated as transforming growth factor beta 3. Gene Ontology annotation, biological process: transforming growth factor beta receptor signaling pathway; BMP signaling pathway; SMAD protein signal transduction. Gene Ontology annotation, cellular component: extracellular region. Lineage: Eukaryota; Metazoa; Chordata; Mammalia; Rodentia; Heteromyidae. The transcript is spliced from 7 exons. The record is from RefSeq and is a predicted model, not a curated record. Bases 1367 to 2743 code for a protein of 458 amino acids. Gene Ontology annotation, molecular function: type II transforming growth factor beta receptor binding; type III transforming growth factor beta receptor binding; growth factor activity.